AUGUAUAGAAACUUUGAUAAAUGCGAGAGAUGUCGUAAAUGCCCAGCUACAAUUGAAUGCUAAGAAUGUGGUACAAGUUAAAGAUCAUUAAAAAUGUGCUAUGAUUGCGAUAAAUCCUAUCAUAAGAUGUUUGAGAAGGAAUAACAGCAUCACAGAGGACCAGUAAAAUUUGACACCGCUCCAGCUCCUAUAAAAUAAGGAUCACCUUUGAGAAGAAAAUUCAAUGAUGCCUAAUCUUUAAGUCCAUUGAGAUCAAACAAAACUGAAGUUGAAGAUCUUCUAGAACAAAGAGAGAUAGCCAAGCAAUCAUAUUAGACUAACCAGACUCUAUAGUCUUCGAAUAAUGUUUUCUCAUAAGAAAAUGUUCUAUCACCAACUUUAUCCAGAUUUAAUGAUGAUGACAGAGGUCAUAAUUAAGAUGAAAGAAAGUAAAGUAGACUGCAAUAAUCCUAUCUUUCUAAAGCUAGUCUUUUGAAGUCUCCAAACUAAGAAAAUAUGUAUUCUCAACUUGGAGGUAACGAAACACUCAAAAAUACUUUAAAGGUAAAUGUUCAUAAUUACAAUGACAACUAAAACAUGGCUCGAUCUGUUUUAUCACCUAGCCAUACUGUCAUAAAUGAAGUUAAUGACCUCGCGCAGUAUUACUAAAAAAUGGCAGAAGAAUACAGAUAGAAAUAUCUUGAUUUGGAGAGAGAGUUUAAUUCAUAUAAAGUCUAAAAAGAGCAUGAAAUAUAUAGAACUAGAGAAGAUACGGAUCAUAGAGUUUCUUAAAAGUUCAAACAAGAGAUUGAUGAAAUUAGUAGAAGAUCAAGUGAACAAAUUCAGUAAAGAGAUAUAUAAAUAAAUUUACUAAGACAGCAAUCGUCUGAACUUGAAAGUAGAAUUUAAUAAGAAUGUGAAUAAAUGGUCAUUUUACAAAGACUUUAAUCUAAUCUAGAGGUUGAUUACAAGGAGUCAUUCAAAGGAUUUGAAAGUUAACUCAAAGAAAAAGAUGAAAAGUAUGAAAGAUUAAUAAGAGAGCAUGAAUAUCAACUCUCAAAAUUUCAAAGGCAUCAUGAGUAAGAAAAAGAAAAUUUGAAGAGAGAUUAUGAAGCCUUAAUUAAGCAUAUUAAGGAUGAAUAUUAAACCUGCAAUAAUGAGAUGAAAACUCUUCUUGAGGCUAAAAAUACUGAGAUAUCUCAACUCCAAAUUAGACUAUCAGAAUCAUAGGAUGUUUAUCGCAAAGAGAGAAAUGAGUUUGAGGAUACUAUAAAUAAGGAUAAGUAUACAACUGAACUGUUUAGCAUGGAAAAUGAAAAAUUGAGAUUAGCCAAAUAAGACUUUGAGAAAGAGAGGGAGCAUUUAAUGACUAAAAUAUAGUACUUAGAAAUUGAACUUCAAAGAGAUAAUCUAGAAAAGAAGGAAACAAAGAAGAAGGCUAAGAAAUUAGAGCGUAUUGUAUAUGGCAAAAAAUGA
This is a messenger RNA of Stylonychia lemnae, 1455 nucleotides long. NCBI's taxonomy places the organism in Eukaryota, Ciliophora, Spirotrichea, Sporadotrichida, Oxytrichidae. The record is from the annotation of a GenBank genome assembly.